AUGAUGCGUGGUGGGAGUCAACAGCCAGUGAUCGUUUUAUCGCAAGGGACGAAACGAGAAAAUGGUUACCAGGUCCAGUCCGGAAUCAUCACUGCUUGCAAGACGAUUGCUGAUGUCAUCCGCACCGCUCUUGGGCCGAAAGCUAUGCUGAAAAUGCUCAUGGAUCCGAUGGGCGGCAUUGUCAUGACGAAUGAUGGAAACGCAAUUCUAAGGGAGAUCACCGUCAAACAUCCUGCUGCGAAGAGCAUGAUCGACAUUGCCCGAACCCAGGACGAAGAAACCGGGGAUGGCACCACAUCAGUAAUUAUUCUGGCUGGUGAGGUCAUGGCGAAGGCCCAUACCUUCCUUGACCAGCGUAUCCACCCUACAAUUGUCAUUCAGGCCUAUCGCCAAGCAUUGGAGGAUAUCCUCAAAUUGGCCGAGGGCAAAUUCUGCAAGCCAAUCAACGUUGACAAUGACGAGGAGUUGAUCACGGUCGUCAAAUCGUGUCUUGGCACCAAGAUGUUGGCCAAGUGGAUGGAUCUGGCCGUAGAUAUUGCAAUGAAUGCUGUCCGAACUAUUCGCAUCGACAAGGGUGGAGUCCAGGAGAUCGAUAUCAAGCGGUAUUGUCGCAUCGAGAAAAUUCCGGGAGGCACCAUCGAAGACAGCAAGGUGAUCAAGGGUGUUAUUCUGAACAAGGAUGUGACUCAUGCGAAGAUGAAGCGGCGCAUCGAGAACCCUCGCAUUGUCCUCCUCGAUUGCAAUCUGGAGUACAAAAAGGGCGAGUCACAGACUUCCCUGGAGAUUAUGCGCGAUGCUGACAUCACUCGUAUCCUGCAGCAGGAAGAAGAGGAAAUCCGCAAGCAAUGUGACGACAUCAUCCGUGUCAAGCCGGACCUCGUCUUCACCGAAAAGGGGAUUUCGGACCUCGCCCAGCAUUUCCUGAUGAAGGCCGGAAUUACCGCCAUCCGUCGUUUGAAGAAGACUGACAACAACCGCUUGGCUAGGGUCUGUGGCGCUCGUAUUCUGAAUGACACUUGCGACUUGCGUGAGGAAGAUGUUGGAACAACGGCAGAGCUCUUCGAAAUUUUGAAGAUUGGUGACGAAUACUACACCUAUGUGACUUCUUCAAAGACCACGGCUGUUACUGUCUGUCUUCGUGGCCCAUCUAAGGAUGUCAUUAACGAGGUUGAACGUAAUUUGAACGAUGCUGUUAACGUCGUCAGGAACGUUCUGUUGAAUCCUCGCCUGGUUCCCGGCGGUGGUGCUUUGGAGAUGGCACUUUCUAAUGCGCUCAACGAAAAAAGCCGUCAGAUGGAGGGCAUUCGUAAGAACCCUUACAUGGCCAUCGCCGCAGCACUGGAAGUGAUCCCGCGCACCUUGAUCCAGAAUUGCGGAGGCAACACCAUCCGCCAAAUCACCGCUCUACGUGCCAAGCAUGCACAGUCACCGGAUAACUGGACCUGGGGUGUAGAUGGCUCUUCUGGAGAACUGGUCGACAUGAACAAACUCGAUAUUUGGGAUCCUCUGGCUGUGCGACUUCAAGUUUUGAAGACCGCUGUGGAGACUUCAGUGAUGUUGCUCCGUAUCGACGACAUUGUUUCCGGCACCAAGAAGGGUGGCGCUGAUGAAAAGAAGGAGAUCAUGCCUGAA
Molecule: messenger RNA, 1632 nt
Organism: Mesorhabditis spiculigera
Lineage: Eukaryota; Metazoa; Nematoda; Chromadorea; Rhabditida; Rhabditidae
Source: the annotation of a GenBank genome assembly